GAAUCUGAAAAAGCAUGAAUUUUUGAUAUAGGAAAUAUCAGGAAGUUUGUAAAUUUAUACAUUUAAAUUCAAUGGCUUAAGCCACACAGUAAAUAAUAUGAAAGUUAUUUACUAGUUAAUCUUGCAAAGAAAUCUCAAGGUUGUGCAAUUAUUACUAACUAGAACUACUACAUAAUAUCUACGUACUUUAUUACGGUGUACUGUGAGUGUGAAAGUUCGAAUUGUUGUUUUGUACUUAGUGUACCCUUCAAAGAUGUGUCCUCUUUGGCCCCUGCACCUGAUAAUCUUGUACCUGUUAGCGCUGGGUCCGCUAUGGGUCGUCUGCCAAGCUAUACCCGAGAUGAUCGCCACCUUUAACCCAAAGCAGAUUGAGUUGCAUAUGGGGAACAGUACCUAUGUCACUGUUAAUGUUACAGGACUUCAAGCAAAUGAUGAGCUCAUAGCCCGGGUUGGGAAUGAGCAGAUAGCGCACGGAGAAUGGAAUUCAACCUACAAGCUUACAGAAGAUGACGCUAGUAAAGGCAGUUUUAUAUCCUUACUCAAAGUGGAUGGAAUUUUUCUUGGAAGGACGGAGGUUGUGAUAGAAGCUAAAAGGGGUUCUGAGAAGUAUGCUGCGAACGGUUCCAUGCCGGUGACUGUGACGAGACCAAUGAGGUUUAUAGACAGACUGUUCACAUCCAGUGUCAUAACUUUUGUGUCAUUGAUAUUCAUAAACUUCGGGUGUGCAAUGCACUGGCCCACUGUCAGGGAUGUGAUCAGAAAGCCGAUCGGUCCGAUUAUCGGGAUGUGUGGACAGUUCCUGUUUAUGCCUCUGAUAUCAUUCGGCCUUAGCUAUGUGAUAUUUCCGGACUCGGCUGCUAUGCGACUGGGGAUGUUCUGUGUCGGAGUCUCACCUGCUGGGGGAGCUUCGAAUAUAUGGACGUACAUUCUGGGCGGCAAUCUCAACCUGUCUCUAGCAAUGACUUCAAUAUGUACUAUUGCUGCUUUUGCCUUUAUGCCAGCUUGGCUUUUCUCACUGGGGCAAGUGGUAUUCAGGAACGCGAAAAUCGUCGUACCCUAUGCGAGGAUAGCCACCUUCGUGGUCGGUUUAAUAGUGCCUCUAGCCAUCGGCUUAGCUAUGCAGAGGUUUAUGCCGAAAGUCGCCGCGUUUAUGGUGCGGAUAUUAAAGGGGUUUUCCUCUACACUUCUCUUGUUCAUCAUAGUCUUCGCUAUCGUGACGAAUUUGUAUAUAUUCAAGCUGUUUACAUGGCAGAUUAUAGUAGCCGGUAUGGGCAUACCCUGGCUGGGAUACUUGUUGGGCUACAUAGCAGCGGUGUUGUGCAAGCAGUCUCACCCGGACGCGCUCGCCAUAUCGAUAGAGACGGGGAUACAAAAUACUGGGAUCGCUAUAUUCCUGCUGGGUUAUGCCUUGCCGCAGCCGGAAGCGGAUCUUACUACGGUCGUUCCAGUUUCAGUGGCUAUUAUGACACCAAUACCUAUGAUGGGCAUAUAUAUCUAUCAGAAGAUAAAAGAAUGCUUACGGAGAAGAAUCCAGCUCAAAAAAGUCCAUGUCGAAAUCCCGACCAUAUCAGAAGGAGCCAACACCUGCAUCAAUGGAGCCUCUGAUGGCACAAAAUAGACAGGUUUAGAUACGCAUUAUCUGGUUCCCAUAUACAUUUAAUUGCACAUUUUGUAGUGUACUAUCUGAUGCAUUUUACAGUGUACUAUCUGAUCUAUUUUACAGUGUACUAUCUGAUGCAUUUUGCAGUGUACUAUCUGAUGAGUAGAAUUGAUCGGAACCAGACUCAAUCUAGAUAAUAUUAAAGUAUAGAUACUAAUAUUUUAAACUAUUUACUCAAUACAGAAUUCGAACCUGUGCUAUUAAAGUAGACAUAAGGCUGGGAUUUGUGAAAGAUUAUUAUACAAAUCUAUCUUUCGCAGCAAUUACAUAUUUAAAUCAAUUCCUUAUUAUAAAUGAAAAUAAUAAUUUGCUGUUACGAAAUUAUAAUGUCUGUCGUACCCUGAAUAUAUUUUAUUUGUGUAUACUAAACUUGUACAUGGUUUUUUGUAUAAUACGUUUUCUUUUGAGACAAAAUAAACUAUUUGUAUUAAUAAUGUCCCUUAUAAUCUUUAAUUGGAAAAAAAAUUAUAUUAGAAAUAAAAACGUGAUCGGAUUUUGGCUCCAUGCGGAAAGCCUUACAAUCUCAGCCUUAUCAACUCAAUAAACAAACUAAAUAACAGGCUAACUAUUAAUAGGACUAAAAAAAUGUGUUCAACAGCUUGUGAGGCAUUUUUGUACAACUUUACAGAAUCAUAAAAAUAUAUAUUUUUUAUUAACUUAUUAUAUUAUAAUAUUAUUAUAUCGAUUAUUUCAAUACUUAACAAAAGUUAAAUUCAAUGGCAUUUAUAAUGAUAUUGUAAACGAUUUUAAAAUCUCAGAGCGUUUUUAUAAAUUUUAAAAUCAUACUGUUAUUACUUGCGUGUACUAUUUGCGUAUGCAUACGCAAAUUGCGUGCAUUUUAGUGUGAUAUAUACUUUAUGUAUGAUUUUUAUUAUUGCUCAACACAUUAGUGUAAAUCUCUUAUAAAUCAUUGCCAUAUUUAAUGGUUAUACUAUCUUAUACUAUCAUAUCAUAAACAAUCCAGAUGUUCCAUUUAUUAUUGGUAAUAUUUUCUCCCUGUGUACCAUAUCAUAUGUAUAUCAUAGGUAAGAACAAGUGGGUAAUUAGUAUUUGCUUUGAUUAAUGCAUUACAUAUUUAUUAAAUUAAAAUACGAUUUUAGGGAUAAAAACGCGUGUAGGUAGGUUAUUGUAGCUGUUAGAAAGUUAGUUAAAAAUAUUAGUAAUAAUAUAAAUUUUAAUUUAAAUCUAAUACAGCUACUUAUACACGCAUUUUUAUCCUUUAAAAAUUAUGUUAUUUAAAUAAAAUUGGGUAACCCACCAAAUCUAUUGAAAUAUUUGUUCAAAUAUUCCUAAAAAUACUUCCAAACUCAUUUUAAACUCAUUGGCAUGUAAGGCAUAUGAUGACAGCCUGUCUUUUAGCUUAUCGGACCUUUAUUGGAUAUUUGUCCUUUCAAGAUAUUAUUAGUUCGGUGAUGGAUCCCACAACGUGGCUGUGCGAGGGACAAAGUUUCACAUAAAACGCGCGUCGUUGACAUUGUUAAUGGCGGCAAAAAAGUUUACAGGCGUUGCGUCUCCCACGUCCAUAAUAACAUUUCAUGAACAUGGCUUCCGGUAACAUAUUUAAAAUUACGUCACAGUAAGCUAGGCUGUCUCGUUACUGCAAACAGCACCUUCAUAAUGUCUGUUUUUGCGUCAAUUGACGUUGCUUGGUCUGUUGAGCGCCUGCCUUUUAUGAUUGCCCGGUUGAUGACUGACCGUGGGUGCGUUUGUAAGCCUGGGCGAGUCCUGUACGUCACUGGCAGUCCCUGCUAAAUACUUAACGUCGCGACGUACUGGCCUGUAUUCGGAGUAGUACCUCUCACGCUGGCACGUAUGAAAGCUAACGGCAGCCAUGGACCGGACUAUAAAAAGGCACUAAGGCUGAGAUCUAUAGCCUACUAAGACUUUCCUCAGACUUACGCUUUUGCAUUGGUCUGUCUUAGCUUAAGAUCAGCUUAAUUUCAGCUGUCAAAUGACUAUAAAAACGAAAUCAUGCUAAGCUGUAACUCAGCUAAGUUUUACGUAAGUAAAGUCUGAGAAAAGUCUUAAGUACGCUCUAUAGAUUUCAACCUUAGAGCGAUUGCAUGUUCUCAUUAAUUUCUCCACACUAAUUUAGCACGCUAGGCUAGUAUGGAGUUCACUUUCAUAUUUUCAUUAACAGUUUGUUUUUGUUUUUAACCCGGUUCAGGAUGAUUCAUGGUCCUCCUCAACUUAACCGCGCAUCAUGGAACCUACCGCGUCUCUCUUGAUUGUUAUUCGAUUUGUCAUUAGUAGUGUAAAGAAAUACUAUAACUGUUUUAGAGUAUUAGAUGUUUCGUUUGCUUGUAAAGCAGGGUUUUCACUGUCCGAGUCUAUUCGGAUUAAUAAAAUCUCUCGGAUGUUACUCGUAUUACGUAAACACUUGAUCCGAAUAUACUAGGACGAUGGCAUUCGACCCGAGUGGACUUGAACGUGGCUUUAUUCAUACGAGUUCAGUCGGAUUUUUGUAUUAAUAGUGGGUGCUAUUUGGAUCAAAUUCGAAAAUAAAAUAAAAAUUUAUAACCUUCCUUAUCCACUUUUAUCGAAGUAAACGAGUUUGUGUGGCGUCGGAGUGACAAAAAAGGGAUCGCUUUAGGUACCUUUCCUUCAACGUUAUUUUUUGUAUUUGGACAUUGCCUAACAAAUUGUUUUGAUGUGGUCUAUUUUAUAUCAAAUCAAAUCAAAAUCACUUUAUUCAUUUAGUUGAACACUUAUGAAUAUCAAAAGUAUUUAUUUUCGUUUUUACAUUUACCGCCACUUUGGAAAAGGUUGAGCUUUAAUGAGAAGAAGUAGUAAGAAACUCAUUGCCAAUUUAUUUAAUCUAUAUUUAUAGCUUCAUCGUUUUACAAAUCAUUUCAAUUGCAAUAUAAUAUGUAAAGUGUUUUCGAUAUAGUGGUUAUGCACUUUCUAAAUCAACCUACUCGUUAAAAUUUCUUCAACGUACAGCUAUAAACAUUUUUUAUUAUAUUAAUUGUGUAUAUGUAGAUAUAUACAGACGCCACACAGAAGCUGGAUCGGGAUGUUUGUAAGCCAGACCAAGUGGACUCGGAUAGUGAAAAUCCCUCUUAAUCAUCGCCUAAUCUAAAUAUAUGUGUUCUCUGUUGUACUUCCGACAAUACUGACACACCGCUGUCGUGUCGAUAAAUGUUAAUCUUUGACGUUUCACUAGUUAACAUAUUGGUUUAUAAGUUUCUAAUUUUUAAAUCAUAUAAAUAGUUUAAAGCUUACUUUUUGAAGUCCGGCUUUAAUAUAUCCAUAGUUUAUAUUGAAUAAUUGCGAUUUUAGAUUGUGCAGUGAUAAAGAGAUUUCGCACGAUAUUCUAAUUCAUUUAUAAACUAUUAACAAUAAUCAAUAGUAACUUUAUGUGCGGGCAGUUAGUAAAAUAAAAGUGACGGUGAUGUAAAAUAAUUUAAUGCGCGUCUCCGUGCAGUUUUAGCAUCUAUACGCUUUAUCUGAAGAGCGAGUUCGGCUUGCAUUAGCAUUGCGGCUCGUUUACUGCUGUUUUGUCAUAGAUUAAAAUAUUAAUGUAAAAAAGUAACGAAAUUAAGAUAUUAGGCGGUAAGCGUAAUAAUCAAUGACGUUCUAUACAUAUAAGAUAAAUCAGGUCGUAUAAAAAUAAAGCCGAAAUAUGGAACAUGCCACAAAUGCUAACAUACCAUAUUUACUAGUUGGAGGCUACUUUGCAUCGGAUGCAGACUAGAUUAUGUGUACCACAACGGCGCCUAUUUCUGCCGUGAAGCAGUAAUGUGUAAGCAUCACUGUGUUUCGGUCUGAAGGGCGCCGUCGCUAGUGAAAUUACUGGGCAAACGAGACUCACAAUAUUCUUAGAAUAAGCAUGUCGGAACAGUCUACCCCCAGAGUAAAAAAGUAUUCCACAGUUCUUUCCACCGAAGGGUGACCACAAAAGGUAAUAGAAGGGGUGACUGCGCAUUUAAUCCAAUCUUUUAAAGUAUUCUUGGUCAAUAAGUAGCAAUGUAAAAUAUCUAUUCGGUUCAGGGAUAGGUAUGUUGAAUUUAGAACCCGAUGCCGACAGUGACAGUUGACACACGACUAAGUAGAAAAGUGUGCUUACAUUCUGCCUUAUUAAUAAUAAAACGCUUUUCGAAGGUGUAAAGCUAUAUUAGUUAAAACGUAUUUUAAGCCUAUCGAACGUUCGAUAAAAUUCCUUAUUCAUAUUUAUUAGAUAAAUCUCCCAUAACUAAUACGUCCCUAUAGUACGCAAUGUUGCCAUUUCGUACAAAAAAACAUGAUUUUAAGUAAUUUAAUGAGGAACUGUCAAUGGAAACAGACAUCUUUUCAAUGUCAAUGGUUUGUCAGUUGUCAAGAGUCGACGUCAGAAUAAUUACAAACUUCAAAUUCAAAUUCAAUUCAAAAUAUCGAUGUCGGCAAUGUUUUUUUUGCGUUCGAGUGCUUAAAAUAGAUUUAUAGAAGGGUCCUGGCUACUCUAAGUCACGUCAGCUUUAUCGAAGAGAUAAUGAGCGUUUUAGCUCUAAUAUGCGAUUAUGAAUACCAUUUUUUAACAAGCGUAUAUUAGCGAUGUUUUAAAUCUCCGCUAUGUCAGUAUGAAUAAGACAGUAAGUCUUUAAGCUUGAUAAUAAGCUUUUGCCGUUCCGCUGUCAGACUGCGAAUGAUAUGUCCUUAUAAGUGUAUAGAACGUCAUAAUACUCCAGUCGUAUGCAUUGAAAUUGCACUGUGGAACGAGUGAUACCAUUUGAAUCGCCAACUAUAGGUACUGUACGUAAGCUGUACAAUCGAAAGUUACUUUAUAAUAUGAAAUUUUCUUUUAAUAUAUUCCUGAAAUUUCAAAAUAUUAUUAAUGCAUGUCUAGUUAAGUUCAAUAACUCAUUCCAAGUAACAUUUACAAUAACAUUCGUAACAUUAUUAUUAAUAUAAUUUAUAUAGAUAAAUGCUCAAAUGUUUUAAUAACGGCGUUCCUAUUUUAAGGUACACAAGUUCUUAGAUUUAGAAACCCUCUUCAUAAAGUUCGUAACUUAAUAAAGGAGAACAACCACUUAGUAUGGGGCGUUGGUACUGAAAUAAAGUUCUUUGUACAUCAACAAAACGUAUGCCAUACCAAACCUUACCGUUUUAGAAUACUUACAGUUUUUAAACCGACUUCAAAAAGGAGGAGGUUCCCAAUUCGAUCGGUUUUUUUUAUGUACAUCGAUUACUCUGAGAUUUAUAUCCGAUUUACGUAAUUCUUUAGUUCGAUGCGGAAUAGAUGCCAUUUGGUCCCAUAAAAAUUUUACAUAAUUAGGCCCAGUAGUUUUCAUUUUAUGAACAUUUUUUUUUAAUUUUUGGCACCGACUUAUAAUCUAUCAAUAGGUAGCACAUAUAAAUAAAAUUAUUUAUUAAUAUUAAAGGUAAAGGUUUGCAUGAGGUGUAUUAAAUUAAAUUUUUAGUUAUUUAAUACUUUUCAGUUUUUGAAUUCGGUUUUUUUAAACGUAGUUUCUUUUUUAUUAAACUUUCAUGAGAUAUCAUGGUUUUUAUAUUUCAUGAAACCAGCUUUAUUCACAGUUGAACACAGAACUUGUUGUUAUAGACAGUUGUCAGAAAAAACAACAUGGCGCGUAAUUACUCGAAAGUCGUGACGACAUUGCUAUAAAAUUUGUCUCAUACGUCGAUAAAGAAGUUUCACUUCAAUAAAUGUCUAAUAGGCUAUACCGCACUAUUCUUUGAAUAAGCAUGUUGGACCAGUCUACCCCAAGAGUAUAAGUAUUCUACAGUUCUUUCUAUUCUCGAUGUAGUUCUUUUAAUAAAUCGUACAAUCUAUAUAUAUAAAAAUUAAUUGCUGUUCGUUAGUCUCGCUAAAACUCGAGAGCGGCUGGACCGAUUUGGCUAAUUUUGGUCUUGAAUUAUUUGUGGAAGUUCAGAGAAGGUUUAAAAGGUGAAUAAAUGGGAAAAUGCUGCUAAAUUAAAUAAAAACAACAAUUUGUUUUUCCUUUGAUGUGUCAGUACAUAAUUUCAAUGAGAGAAUUUAUUGACGCUUUGACAGUUCUGCUGUGAAACAAUUUCAUUACGACAGCAGGGUGCAUAUUUUACGAAGUUAUUUUUGAUGUUAUGAUAUUUUAUUGACAAAUUCAUAUAAAAACAUUAUUUUUAUAUUAUAUACAGAACAACGUCUGUCGGGUCAGCUAGUCAUCUAUAAAAAAAUGAUAAAUGUACAAGCCAGUACCAAUUUGGUUGUUCUCCUUUAGAUCAAUUAGAGUUCUACUCGAUAGCCAAAUAAGUUUUGGAAGUAAACUACAAAUAGUACUAUAAUUAUUUUAUAUAUUUUCUAGGUCCGAUAUUUGACUACAAUAUACCAUUUUGUACGUAAGUAGGUAAAUAGUAGGUAUCUAAAAAUAUUUUUGGAACAUUUCUUGACCGUUUUUUUUAACUAUCUGUAUAGCUUUAUACAUAUUUUUUACCAGAGUAUUAGGUGAAAUGUCUCAAAUUAUAUGUAUACAUUAAAUUACCUUACAAUUCUCGAAUUUUAAUGAAAUAUCCUCGAAUAAUGAGCAGAUUUUAAGAAUUAAUUUGUUAAAUAUGAGCCAAUUAUUGGCAUUUUAAGAUGGAAUCGGUUAUAGUGCUCAUUGAAAAUCAAAAUUUAGGCCUUCAUUUGUUUUGGCUAAUUGAUAAUUGAGCGGGAGAAAUCUCAUAUUGUUUAUAUAUAUAUAUAUAUAUAUAUUGUUUUUAAUGUAUUUGAAGUUAAUAUGGAUUAUUUAUUGUUAUAUUUAUGUUUUAUUUUGAAUGUGUGUUCAAUUCACCUAUGAAACUGUGUCGAAAUUGCGAAAUGUCUCCAAAUGAAUCAAUUUAUAAUAAGUUAUAGGUUUUAAUGUUGUAAUUGCUAAUGUUGAUAUUUCUUAUAGCUUAGUAAUUCAAAUGUAGUGAUUCUUAAGUUAGUUUUCUUGUAUUAAAACAUAUUGUUAAGUAGUUAAGUACAGCCCUGUUUUUAGACUUUGGAAUGCUUUAACAUACUGUAUAGAAUCAAGGGUCCGGCAAACCGAACUAAUGAAACUAAUGUAAUAGUUCAAAGAAUUUAUGCAUCAAAUCCCAUCAUCAUGUACGAACUGGGUACAAUUUAAAAUGAAUCUUAUUGACGUGCAUUUAAAUUAGCUAUUGCUUUAAAGCAGAGAUUAUCAAACUUAUUUCUUUUACCACCCCCUUUUAAAAUCAAUUGUUUUUCAGCGCCCUCAAUUUUUUAUACACUCCUAGUACAAGUAUUCCUAAUAUAAAUAUAAACUAAUUAGGGCGUCUCUGCACUCAUAAUUUUUAAAUUCGUAUCUGUGAUUCUUCAAACAGGCCGUCAUACAGAAACGUACAUUCAGAUCGUAUGUUUUACAUGGAUCCGUAAAAUCACAGAUUAGUGCACAAACACCCUUGUUCAAAAUUUUAAUUAUAAGUAUCUAAAUUUCAUUACAAAUCAACUAUCGCUCCCCUAACCACGCCCAUGCCCCAUUUGUCGACCACUUUGAGAAAGACUGCUUUAAAGGGUGUAACUAUGUGACACUUCUGUAAGUAUUAAGUACUCUCUGUUCUGUAGUUGAAUUCCUUAACAACAAUAAUAUAUUUCGUUGCCUUUCUUUCCUCGAAAUCUAACCGCUAAAGUGCUUCAUUAGUUUCGUUAGGACGCACUAAUACCACAAUACAUGUGAAAGAACAGUCGCGUAACUCAGCGGUCGCCUUGAGAUUUACUUACAUCUAGGCGGAGCGCUAGGGUUGGUAUAUACACAAAUAUUGACGACACACAAUAGUUUUGUCUCCCCAAGAUUGCUUAGCGGUCGUGUAAGUCGUGUGUGUGUGCGUGCGUCGAUUCGGUGCUCUAGACUAGCGUAUAAAGUUAAGGUACUGUUCUGUUACUGUAUUGUGCUAAUAAUGUAAUACUCCUUUGAUGACAGGUACCGAUGAUUUGCGUUCAACGAAUUAUUGCCCCUUCACUGACCUCUACUAUAUACCACUGGACUGGCGCCUGUCAAAGUGCUUUUGUGCCUGUUUGAUAUUCGCCAUUUUGGCGCUGUUGGCCAUGUAGCGAGAGUCUACGGUACUAAAACUAGUGAUGACAACCUCAGCAAACAUCGAUAGAUGGUGUGAAACUAUUUACAAAAAAAAAAUUGUGUACUUUAUUACGUUGAUUCUUGAAGUAUAAAUAACACGGAAAGCGAAUGAAGUUAAUUCAAAAUAAAAAAUACUACAUAGUAUUGUACGUUCCUUCGCACCCAUGUAUUGUAUCAUACGUCAAAAUUAGUUCUCUGGACGCUCGCGAGUGGCGCUUCAAAUUGGCACAAUAAAUUUGCUGUCAAACAUAAGGAACAGCCUGUCCAGUGGUAUUUAAACAGGUCAGUGUGCCCCUUGCUUAAGUUUCUACUUAGUUUUUAAGUCAACAUUGACAGAUUAAAAAAUAAUGCUUUUCAUUUUUAUAUAACUGUAUGGAUUCAAAUUGUUCGCAUGACUCGUUUUGUAGGUGGAACAGAUGCAGCAAUUGUUUUUGUUGGUUGAGAUCAAUGUUUGUGUUAGUUGAGAGGAAUAUAUCUGUAUUAUAUACAAA
Molecule: messenger RNA, 10184 nt
Organism: Leptidea sinapis
Lineage: Eukaryota; Metazoa; Arthropoda; Insecta; Lepidoptera; Pieridae
Product: sodium/bile acid cotransporter 5-like
Exons: 10
Coding region: 254-1618 (454 amino acids)
Cellular component (GO): membrane
Source: RefSeq, a predicted model, not a curated record